AUGGCCUCUAGAUCUAACCUUGGUAUGGAAAACCAAUUGGCUAUCAUCAUUGAAGGACUAGUUGAUUUUGAAGAGAUGAUGAAUCAUGACUUUGAUCUUCAAAGUGUUGUCUCCCAAAAUGGUUGGGAUAAUUUCUUUGAUAUGAUUUAUGGUCCUACUUACCCUAACUUGAUCAAGGAUUUUUGGGUAAAUGCUUCCAUCCAGGAUCUAAAUCUAGAACUUGAUAUUCUUUUUGUUGUACCAGGUGUUCCUAUCACCUUCACCCCCACAUCUAUUGCUAAUGCAAUAAACUGUGAGGAUGAAGGUGUGGUUAUGGAUAUACUCUUUUGGAAAUCUUAUUUGUCUCCUCAUCUUAUCUUUAUUGAUCUCUCCUACCUAUCCAAAGUUUCAAGUCUCAAUUCCAAGGAAUUAGUCUGGUAUCACCUACUGAUUUCAAACUUCCUUCCUAAGAACAAGGAUUUGACUUCUUUGGAUAUUAAUGAAAAAGCUUUUAUGUUGCUUCUCAACUCAGAUCUGAAGAUCAACGUCCCUUAA
Molecule: messenger RNA, 534 nt
Organism: Lathyrus oleraceus (garden pea)
Lineage: Eukaryota; Viridiplantae; Streptophyta; Magnoliopsida; Fabales; Fabaceae
Exons: 1
Coding region: 1-534 (177 amino acids)
Source: RefSeq, a predicted model, not a curated record